GAAUUACCCCAAAUGAGGGUUCUUUUGAGUCUAACAGCUCUGGCUCCCCAACAAAAAGAAAUGUUGCGUGAUAGGAAGGGAAGGAACGGUGUCCGAGGGGAAGGGGGGCUUAUUGUAGAGCAAGGCCACGUCCUUUUCUCUCCACCCGCGCCACUGCCCCUUCCUUCCUUCCUUCCUUCCUUCCUUCCUUCCUUCCUUCCUUCCUUCCUUCCUUCCUUCCGUCCUUCCUUCCUUCCGUCCUUCCUUCCUUCCUUCCUUCCUUCCUUCCUUCCUUCCUUCCUUCCUUCCUUCCUUCCUUCCUUCCUUCCUCGAGACGUGUCACCAAAGAAGUUUGACUUUCCCAACCAAAGGCCUUUCUUGAGAGGCGGGGUUCAAAGUUCCCCACCAAAAGCAACCCCUUUCUCCCACCCCGGUGUCUUUUGGGGAGGAGAAGUCCGCCUUGCCUCGACGGCUUUGCUCACGAGGACUGCCUUUGUGCUUCUUUGCAGGUGACCCGCAGGAGAGAGAGAAUGAGAGAGAGAGGCCUGGCGCCCAGACCGAGGAGGAGGCUGUUUGAGGGGAGAGGAGCAGCCAGGACUCGCCAGCCAUUUUCUACAACUUUUCCUGUCUCUUUCAAAUAACAAAGAUGGAAAAUUAUUCUGAAAAAGGAAACCAUUUCCACUUCUUCCAGAAAGCAGAAACCUAUUUUAGAUGCAAUAUAACUGGAAGUAGGAUGAAGAAUUUAAAAAAGUAUUAGAGUUGCAUUUGCUAAAAUGAUAAUUAUAGCCUGAAGAAAAGGCUAUAGCCUGAAAGACUAUGGAACUCCCCAUUCUACAAGAGACAGCACACGAAGUUUUCCAGGAAAUGCUGAGAGAUCCAAAUUUCAAGCACAUGUCAUGACAGAUGAAAGAUACAGGUUACUUUAUACAGAUACCUGUGACAGUUGAGGAGAAUGGACCUGAAGAAGCAAUGUUUGUGACUGGAGCUACUGAUGGAAUUGGAAAAGCCUAUACAGAAGAGUUAGCAAAACGUGGCUUGAAGGUGGUUCUUAUCAGCAGAUCUCAGGAAAAGCUGGAUCAGGUUGCCAGUGAUAUAAGGGAGAAAUUCAAGGUGGAAACAAAAACGAUUGUUGCUGACUUUCAAGAUCGAGAAACUAUUUACAGUAAGAUAAAAGCAGGCCUGGAAGGCCUUGAGAUUGGUAUCUUAGUAAACAACGUGGGUGUUUCGUAUUCUUAUCCUGAGAACUUCCUUGAUGUCCCAGAGCUAGAUAAACUGAUUGACAACAUGAUUAACAUUAAUUGCAUAUCUGUGUGCAAGAUGACACAAUUGGUGUUGCCUGGGAUGCUGAAAAGGUCUAAAGGAGUAAUAGUAAAUGUGUCAUCUAUUGCUGCAGUUAGUCCAACUCCAUUUUUAGCUGUUUAUUCAGCAACAAAGGCUUUUGUGAAUUACUUCAGCCACUGUCUCAAUGUAGAAUACAAAAGGAAAGGUAUCAUUGUGCAGAGUCUUGUGCCACAUUUGGUGGUUACAAAUAUGUCUAAACUUCGUAAAGCAAGCCGUUUUAGACCUAUGCCUGGAUGGUUUGUAAAAUAUGCCAUCAACACAGUUGGCCUUGAGUCUGAAACUGCUGGAUACCCAUAUCAUGAGUUAUGGGUCUGGCUUAUACACAUGCUGCCUAGAUGGGUAGUUGAUGAGAGCGCCACAAGACUAGCUGUUAAAUCAAAAUAUAAUUUGUUGAAGAAACAGAAGGCGAACUAAGUGAUAUCAUCUUGAGAAGUUCCUCAGAAGUUUUGUACCUGCAUUUAAGCACUAGAUACUUUUUCAUCUCUUAAAUUCUUGACAAGUUUUUUAAAGGAGUCAGACCUGCGAUUGGCAUGAAUGACGUAAAUUCUGAGGGCACCGGAAAAGCGAUGACCUACUUGUAUACUCUGUCAUUCUGCACCAUUGUCUUAUAAUGUAUGUUAGAUGAGAUUUGAACAAUAAUUGGUACUACUGGUUACUAAUUUUGCUGAAUUUAACAUCAGAAAGGUUUGAAAAAAAUAUGUGAGUGUGAGAAAUUUGGUGGAAGUCUAAAUAUAACCUUACUGGAAUUUGGAAUAAACCACUGCUGUUGGAGUUGGGCUAAUCUGUGCAGUAUUUCCUAAGUAAUAUAAAUAUAAUUUUUUAUAAUAUAUCUUUUUACUCAUUUUGUGCAUUACAGAAAUGACACACUGAAUUUGGACAAAUACUUUUCCUAUAUUUUGGGCAUAGGAUGUUUGUCUUGUCAGCUUUUGAAUAUCCAUCAUAUAAAUGACCUUUUAGUUAAUGAAGAGGAGGGAAGAAACCCAUAUAUACUGGUGUUAAGGUGAAGUAGUGAUGAUAUUGUGGACUGUGUCCUGUUAACUUUGCAAAUACAGCCGCCACUCCACAACUUCAGUUCUGUAAAUAUGAAACUGUGGCUUUCUAUGUAGUUUAGGUGAGGGAUUUCCUUGAUGUCUGAGUUGAUUUCAUGUAUUCAGUAUAGGUUAUUCCUUUUAAUAAAAGGUGGUCAUGGGUCACAGGGGUGGGCAUUUAUAUUUAUCUUUCAACAUUUAAAUAAAACAGACUAUAGAAAUUGACACAAACAUUGCAGUUACCCUGUAUGUGACUGGCUUGGAUUGAAAAAUGUGCAAAAAUUGUGUCCUUUUCUGUUCCUGAGGAUCUGAGAGACUUUUAAUCAAGUUGUAGGUUGCAGUGCAAGUAAUUGAAACAAGAAGGGGGAACAUCUUGUAUAAGCACAGCUACCCUUUUAUACAAGAACACUAUUACGAGCCAGUCUUAUUGAUACUUGAAUUACAGUAAAAUACAGUGUAUGAAGUAAACUUCCUCAACACAAAUACAUUAGUCCUAUGUUAAAUAUUCAAAUUCAUAUUAAAACAUAUCUUUCUGAUCUAAUUGAAAAUACUUUUGCCUGUCUUUUCAUGCUAAUUAUGAUUUAAUUUCUAAUUCCCAAUGUUUGCACUGCUCAGCUGAAGUAAAGUAUGAUACUUUUGUCUCAAAUGGACAGAAAAUGCUAUGAUCAUGUCCUUCAAUUUUUUGUUGAAAACAUGUUUAUCAGAAGUGUUUUGGUUGUAUUUUCCUGCAUGGCAGGGGGUUGGACUAGAUGACCCUUCUGGUCUUUUCCAGUUCUAUGAUUCUAUCCCUACAAGAGUAAAUGAGCUCAAGGUUGAAAGUAAAUCAUCUCAUGAGGACUAGGGAUAGCUAAAGAAUGGCUGAGUAGGAAAGAGGGAGGUUUGCUGCCGUCAUUCCAUUUGAAGUUUGGUGUCUUGGAUCAACCAUCAUUGCUAGAAAUAUAUAUAUAUAUAGAUUGUUUAUUCAUGUAUGUUGAGCACACUUAUUGAUACUAGAACCUCUAAUAUCAAUUCCUUGUGGAGGAAUAAUUUAAGACUGAUCUGAAAGUGAAUGUGUGUUUAAAUAUUGUACAUAAAAAUAAAUGAAAACCGAUGCAAUGGUGCUGAUAAGGAUUGAGAAACAAGUUUGGGAUUUUUUAAAUAGAGUGUUAUUUUGGACACAUUUUGGGUUUUAUCUACACAGAGCUAUUAAGAUUGUUGGAAGUGGGAAAAUGGUGUUUGAGAUUGCUGGCAUGCCUAUGUAAUUGAUUGCUUUUUUCUAAUCUAUUCUAUAAAACAUUAAACUUAGACUAAAAAUGAAAAAUAUCAAA
Molecule: messenger RNA, 3655 nt
Organism: Anolis carolinensis (green anole)
Lineage: Eukaryota; Metazoa; Chordata; Lepidosauria; Squamata; Anolidae
Product: very-long-chain 3-oxoacyl-CoA reductase
Exons: 16
Coding region: 883-1734 (283 amino acids)
Cellular component (GO): endoplasmic reticulum
Molecular function (GO): oxidoreductase activity
Source: RefSeq, a predicted model, not a curated record